This is a messenger RNA of Miniopterus natalensis, 473 nucleotides long. RefSeq names its product phospholipase A2 group IIA (gene PLA2G2A). Gene Ontology annotation, biological process: negative regulation of T cell proliferation; lipid catabolic process; arachidonate secretion. The record is from RefSeq and is a predicted model, not a curated record. Gene Ontology annotation, molecular function: phospholipid binding; calcium ion binding. NCBI's taxonomy places the organism in Eukaryota, Metazoa, Chordata, Mammalia, Chiroptera, Miniopteridae.
UCAAUUCCGACGUCCUCUGAGAGCAGGGAACUGUCCACAUGAAGACCCUUCUGUUGUUGGCCUUGAUCAUGGCCUUUGGCCUGCUGCAGACCCAAGGGAGUUUGUGGGAUUUCCAGAAAAUGAUACGGCAAGUGACAGGAAAGGGAGCUGCAUCCAGUUACGGCUUCUAUGGUUGCUACUGUGGCCUUGGCGGCCGAGGAUCCCCCAAGGAUGCGACGGAUCGGUGCUGCGCCGCACAUGACUGUUGCUACAAACGGCUGCAGAAGCGGGGCUGUGGCACCAAGGCCCUAGGCUACAGCUUUACUUACCGCAAGGGCCAAGUCAUCUGUGGGAAACAGGGCUCCUGUCAGAGUCAACUGUGUCAAUGUGAUAAAACAGCUGCCUCCUGUUUUAAAAGAAACCUGAAGACCUACAAUAAGAAAUACCAAUUCUACAACAACAAGCAGUGCAAAGGGAAUGCCUACCGGUGCUGA